Molecule: messenger RNA, 1165 nt
Organism: Serpula lacrymans var. lacrymans S7.9
Lineage: Eukaryota; Fungi; Basidiomycota; Agaricomycetes; Boletales; Serpulaceae
Exons: 4
Coding region: 1-1014 (337 amino acids)
Source: RefSeq, a predicted model, not a curated record
AUGUCUACCAAGGAAUACAAACACCUUACACCGGAACAGAUCGACCAUUUCAUGGAACAUGGUUUCAUUAUCGUGAAGAACGGAUUUACGAAGGAGAAAGCUGAAGAGUGGACUCAGAAUAUUUGGGUCAGACUGGGUUUGGAUCCUAAUGACAAGGCAACAUGGGAUCGGGAAAGAAUUCACAUGCCUUGGCACAGACGGGAAAACGUUGCUAGCUUUGCGCCAAAGGUUUGGGAGAUCAUGAAGGAGUUGCUAGGUGGGGAAGAGCGCAUCGACCAGCCUAGUGGAUCCUGGGGCGACUCGUUCAUAGUCAACCUUGGCACAGACGCAUUAGAGAGACAGGACGCUCUUGACCCUCGGGACCUAGACAACUGGCACGUCGACGGUGACUUCUUCGUGCAUUACCUCGACUCUCCGGAACAAGCCCUCCUUGUAAUCCCCGUUUAUUCUGAGAUUAAACAUCGUGGAGGUGGCACGUUCAUUGCCCCCGAGGGUAUUGACAUGGUCGCGAAGUACCUCGCAGCUCACCCCGAAGGUGUACUUCCCACUGGAAUGUCUUUCACUCCUUCGACUUCCACAUAUACCGAGCCCAAGGACGAUCCUGGUUAUUACUCUCAUCUCGAGGAGGUAAAGAAAUGUAAUAAGUUCUUUGAAAUCACUGGAGAGGUCGGCGAUGUCGUUCUCUUGCAUCCCUUGAUGCUCCAUUCUGCCUCAAAGAAUCAUCUUCGCAUACCUAGGAUCAUCACCAACCCGCCAGUGUCUUUGAAGGAGCCAUUUAUUUUCAGUCGAGAGGAUCCCAACGACUUCAGUCUGGUGGAGAGGAAGACGCUCAAAGCUCUUGGUGUUGAUAAACUGGAUUACAAUAUCACUACUGAGAGGAGAAGGAUCGUGCCCAGGAGCAGAGCGAUGAAGGAUAAGUUGAAGUUAGAGGAAGAGAAGAGGUUGGCAGAACUUGCUGCCAAGAACGCGAACAGUGGCAUCUCCGUAGCCCCUACCCCCAUUCAAGUUGCUUGAUCUAAUCUGUUCACAGAUUUUAUGUACAUCAUUAUCUCUCUUCCUUAUCAGAAAGCUGGAUGUUUGUUGAGAUGUACCAUUAGCCAUGUAUUUCUUCUGUAAGACUAUUGCUAUACGAAUGUGAUUCGAGUCUAUACUGCGGUUUCAAUUG